Molecule: messenger RNA, 1549 nt
Organism: Lactuca sativa (garden lettuce)
Lineage: Eukaryota; Viridiplantae; Streptophyta; Magnoliopsida; Asterales; Asteraceae
Product: RGG repeats nuclear RNA binding protein A
Cellular component (GO): nucleus; cytoplasm
Molecular function (GO): mRNA binding
Source: RefSeq, a predicted model, not a curated record
CUUCUAAAACUACAAGUACGCCACUUCUCAAAUAUCUUCCCCUUCAGCUAGGGUUUUUCCCAAUAUCACCACUAAUUUUCUCUUGAUGCUCACAUACGCCCACUCUCACUAUUAUUCCGCCGUUAAUUGAUUGAGUCGAUUAAUGGACGCUAAGCACAACCUAUAGGUUCCGUGUUGUUUGCCCCCGAUAGUUUUUGGUUUCUGAAGUUUCAACAUUUUUUAGUGUGGUGAAAAAAUGGCAACAACGAAUCCGUUUGAUCUUUUGGGCGAUGAUGAUAACGAUGACCCCAGUCAGCUCAUAGCUAAGCUACCUGCAAUGGCACCGUCCAUCAAGAAAUCUCCGGCUGGUGUUGCGGCUGCUAAGCCGGCAGCCAAGCUUCCGUCCAAGCCGCUUCCUCCUGCCCAGGCUGUGCAAGAGGCGAGGAACGGUGGUCAGAGAGGGGGGCGUUUUGGUGGACGUGGGUUUAAUCGUGAUUUUGGCAACAAUGAGAACUCUAAUGGAACUAACAAUGGAGGAUACAGCAGACCUUCAGAAGAUGGAGAUGUUGACAAGUCUGAAAGACGAGGAGGAGGAGGGUAUAAUGGUCCACGUGGCGGAUACCGUGGUGGUCGUCGGGGUGGCUAUACAAAUGGGGGGGAUGUUGAAGGGGAACGCCCUCGGAGGGUGUUUGAACGCCGCAGCGGAACUGGUCGUGGUAAUGGGUUUAAGCGUGAAGGUGCUGGUCGUGGCAAUUGGGGAACUGCAACCGAUGAGGUUGCCUUGGAGCCUGAAGAAGCUAUGGUUGAAGGUGAAAAGAAGGUGGACUCUGAGAAGCCAGCUGUUCAGGAAGAAUCAGUUGAUGCCAAUAAGGAGAAUCCUGUUAAUGAGACGGAGGAGAAAGAGCCUGAGGAGAAGGAAAUGACACUGGAAGAGUAUGAGAAGGUUCUAGAGGAGAAGAGAAAAGCAUUGCUAGCACUCAAGUCUGAAGAGAGAAAGGUUGGAUUGGACAAAGAUCUAGCAAAAAUGCAGUUGCUAUCCAACAAAAAGAGUGAAGAGGACAUAUUUGUUAAAUUGGGUUCUGAGAAGGAUAAGCGCAAAGAGGCAGACAAGGAAGACAGAGCUAGAAAGUCACUAAGCAUCAAUGAGUUUUUAAAACCGAGUGAAGGGGAAAAGUACCACAAUCCAGGUUCAGGUGGACGUGGUAGGGGCCGCGGGCGUGGUGGUGUGUCCAGAGGCGGUGGAAACCGGAUGAUGGAUGUGGCGGCUCCUGCCAUUGAGGAUGUUGGUCAGUUCCCAUCAUUGAGUGUCAAGUAAGAGGAGGAGAGUCUUUGCAAGAAUAUAUUUAUUUCCUGCUGCUCUUAAAAAAACUUAAAAUGGUUUUUAUGUUUCACGUGUGUAAAUUGUUUAGUUAUUGGUCUUCUUGGGUUUGUGUCUUGGAUCACAUCUGGUGGUGCCGGUGGCAUUUCUUACCAUUUGAGGAUACGAUUUUUAUUUAUAGCCUUGAAUAUUUUGAGUUUUUGCUCAAUGCUCAUUUUUGAAUUAUUAGAGUCAAUAUAUUCCUUUUUCUUA